Messenger RNA from Phaeodactylum tricornutum CCAP 1055/1, 969 nucleotides. RefSeq lists its product with no specific name. Lineage: Eukaryota; Bacillariophyta; Bacillariophyceae; Surirellales; Neidiaceae. Gene Ontology annotation, molecular function: GDP-mannose transmembrane transporter activity; antiporter activity. The record is from RefSeq and is a predicted model, not a curated record. Gene Ontology annotation, cellular component: Golgi apparatus. The transcript has 2 exons. The annotation marks the transcript as partial.
GUCAAACACGGGGGUGGUCUCAUGUCCCCCAGCAACGUCAAGGCCGUCACAGCCUGCACUCUCUACAGCUUUUGCAGUGUCAGUAUGAUUCUGGUCAAUAAGAGUCUCGCCAGUAGGUACGUACCCAACGACGGAUGUGACUUGAACGUUCUCCUCGUUGUCUUUCAAGCCGUCACGGCGGUCGUGUGCGUCGAGAUCUGCCGCAAAGCCGGCUGGGUGGAAUACCCUCCCCUGACCUGGGCCGUGGCCAAGUCCUGGGCUCCCGUCAAUAUCUUUUUCUGUCUCAUGCUCUUCACCGGCAUGGCGUCGUUGCAAUUCAACUCUGUACCCAUGGUUACCGUCUUCAAGAACGUUACCAACAUCCUCACCACCGCCGGAGACUACGUUUGUUUCGGAGCACGGCCGGAAGGACUGGUUUACGUCGCCUUUGGGGUCAUGCUUUCGGGUGCCGUUGCCGCCGCCUGGAACGACGUGGAAAUCACUCUCGUUGGUCUCUUUUGGAUGGCCAUGAACUGCGUCGCCACCUGCGGAUACGUGCUCUACAUGAAAUUCGCUACCCAGUCCGUCAAAAUGUCCAAAUUCGGCAUGGUCUACGUGAAUAACGUACUCUGUAUCGUAUUUUUGUUGCCCGCCGCCUACGCGCUCGGACAAGUGGACAUGUUCUGGAACACACCGGAUUUGCACACGAUAGAUUACGGCAUUAAGAACUUUUGGGCCGGCUUUGUCGGAUUCUUUUUGAAUUUCGCCUCGCUCAACUGCGUCCAAACCACCGGACCCACCACGUACGCCAUUGUCGGAUCACUCAACAAGGUACCCGUUGCCAUGCUCGGGUUCUUUCUCUUUGACAACGUCAUUACUCCACAAACGUGGUUCUUUAUUGGUGUCAGUAUGUGCGGAGGAUUCCUCUACAGUUUUGCCAAGAUUUUCGGAGGCCGGCCGAAGGUAACGGCCCGUCAAGAUUCCGAGUAA